Ceratina calcarata is the source of this 2620-nucleotide messenger RNA. RefSeq names its product deoxyhypusine hydroxylase nero (gene nero). Bases 1040 to 1948 code for a protein of 302 amino acids. NCBI's taxonomy places the organism in Eukaryota, Metazoa, Arthropoda, Insecta, Hymenoptera, Apidae. The record is from RefSeq and is a predicted model, not a curated record. Gene Ontology annotation, biological process: peptidyl-hypusine biosynthetic process. Gene Ontology annotation, molecular function: deoxyhypusine monooxygenase activity. The transcript is spliced from 4 exons.
CGUCAGUUUUCUCGGUUUUCUCUGGUACGAGCGCAGUGUUAUAAGAUUCGAGGAAUUUCAAUCGCAGCGCCGUCCGCCGAGGAAUAGGACAAUAAACAUACAUAUUUGAUCGGUUGCCUCAAGGUAUGGAGCAUGUUUCUACUGAUUUUUACAAAAAAUGGGUUUCAAUAAAAGAGCUUUUCAAAUAUCGCCGUAAGAUUGUUGGGUAUGACGCGAUACAGAGAACGCAACCAGUGCGUGCCAGUACGCUGUAGAAAUGCCAAAUGAUCGCGCCGCGCAUGGGCGCAUCGUAAGUAAAUGCACGAAGGGUUUGCGCACGCAUGCAUGAUAGUCACGUUUUAGUUACCGCGAUUUUUCGAUCAAGUGGAAGCACCGUCGAUUUACACAAUUCUCUUGUUUUUUCUUAAUCAAUCGUUGACUGGAGAUACGAAAAAAAUGCACAGGACUUUUUCCGUAAACCUCGAUGAGAUUUACAACUUCGACUGAAACAUUUUUCGCUAGAGUGAAAAGUAAGUAUUUUGAAUAAAGAUUUUCAUAUUCUUCUACUCUGCUUUUGCUUCGCAAUGCGCUUCUGACGCUCUUCUAGAUGAACAGGCUUUCUAGAAGAGCGUUUCUUCACCUUCAUAGGAGUCCUACACUACAGCAGGACUCCUGUUGCCAAACCUCCUCUCGCCCUCGCUGUCACUGCCACCAGCCACCAGGUGACACUGGGUGCAGAGACAUAGAGAGAGAGAGAGAGUAACCGGAAACAUUUACACACCGAGUUCAAACGAAAUCCAUAUAAGUAAAAAGUGAUCGUAUCUAAUAAAUGUCGUUUCCUUCGCAUAUAAUUUUCCCCGUUCGAUCAACCAGCCAGCAAGUCUGUUAUGCGAAAUGAGAUCUGCAUCCAUUGAUCUAACCUAGAGGCUGGCAGACUUCGUGUCGUUCGAAGCCGUUCGAUCGCCGAGAAUCACGAAGCUCGUUAGUGAUAAUUGAAACAAAAAUCGGGAUUCCCUGAAGCGGACGUGAAACGAUUAUUUCUAUCCGAAGUACUAAAACAAUGGAGGCGAAUGGUGGCCAGAUUCAGGCGAUCGGCAGGGUUCUCAAUGACCGAAAUCGCCCCUUGAAAGAAAGGUUCCGUGCAUUGUUUACAUUAAGGAACAUCGGCGGGUCUGGAGCCAUUGAACAGAUUCGCAACUGCUUCAAUGAUGAGUCGGCACUGUUGAAACAUGAACUGGCCUACUGUUUGGGCCAAAUGCGUGACCCAGGCGCAAUACCAGUACUUGUGAAUGUGCUGAAGAAUGCUGCACAGGAGCCAAUGGUCCGCCACGAGGCUGGUGAGGCUUUGGGAGCGAUCGGGGAACCGAAAGUACUUCCAGUUUUGCGGGAAUAUAGUAAGGAUCCAGUGGCAGAAGUGGCUGAGACGUGUCAAUUGGCACUGUCGAGGAUAGAGUGGUUGAGAUUGAACGACACUCCGGAAAACUUUGAGAAGAGUCCUUACAUGUCAGUGGAUCCGGCGCCACCACUGGAUUCCACCGACGUAGAAGCGCUCAGAUGCAUUCUUUUAGACGAGAAUGGCUCAUUGUUCGAUAGGUAUCGAGCCAUGUUCACUUUGAGGAAUCUCAGGACGAGGGAGAGCAUCCUAGCUCUGUGCCAAGGUUUGAAAGCGGGCAGCGCGUUGUUCAAACAUGAAAUAGCUUUCGUCCUGGGACAGCUUCAAGAAGAGGUAGCCGUCCCUCACUUGGAAGCCUCAUUAAGAGACACGCGAGAGAACGAAAUGGUGCGACACGAAUGCGCAGAGGCUCUGGGCUCGAUCGCUACUCCGGGCUGUUUCCGUAUUUUAAACGAAUACUUGAACGACGAAGAAAGAGUCGUCCGGGAGAGCUGUAUAAUCGCGUUGGAUAUGUGCGAGUACGAGAACAGUUCUGAGUUUCAGUACGCGGAUACUUUAGCCAAAAUUACCGAUUAAAUUUCAAACACGUAAUAUUCCGAAGAAACCAUUAAAAUUUGGAUUAACAUAUCCCAGAUGGAACCAUUCAUUGAUUUACAUUAACAAUUUUACCUAAAUCGAUUGGUAGCGAAUAAAAAUCGGAAAUCUUAUUCGAUUACAAAGGUAACAGAAAAUAUUGCCAAAAUUCAUAAAUUCUCCUCGGAUCCGAAGGGACAAUCCUCGGAAUUCGAAUUUCCAGUGGACGAAGAUUGAUGAAAAGAUUCAAUUGAUUUAAAUAAAAGUAGCCGAACUCCGCAAACUGAGAUUUUGCUCGAAUUCAUUGGGAAUCAGAUCGAAGGUCAGAGGAAGAGGAGCGGUGCAUCCGGAACGCUUGCGCGUUCAAUACCAAGGCUUGUAGCGACUGGAAGGGAUAGCGGAGUAACCGGGAGAAGAGCGGGUAGGUAGGGUAGGAGCGUGAAAUUUUGGUCAGUUCGGUCAGUCGCGCGCUGAACGGACAAACCGAGCAUCUUCCGUCCUCAGCCGAUCGAAAUUCGUCGGAUCGAACGCGAUCGCUCAUCGUCGAUAAAUCAAUUAAAUUCACUUAUAAACACUGUGUAAAGAGACGACACGAUCGAACGAUGAAGACCGUCGGCAAAUAGAUUUAAAUUAAAACUGUGGACCAAUGGAAAUAAAUUAAUCAGUAAAAAAUGA